GAGAUCGUGGACUCGGUGCGCGGGGGGCGCGUGGCGGCACCGGGGGUGUCAGUCAGUCACGGCCCAUCUGCCCACCAUCGAGCACAUAACGAUUUCGAGCCAUGAGGACGCAUCAGCUGCGGCUCGCAUCGCCUGGAAUGUAGUCGUUCGAGAGGAGGAGAAAGAUCCGCAAAAGGAGACAAAAGAGGGAGAGGGAGAGAGGGAGGAGGCGUUCACACGUGGAGGAACCGAACGUGGCGAGGGAGGAAUCGAGCGGAAAUAAGGGUGACAGGCAGGGACAUGCAAAUGUCCCCGUCGAGCUUCCGUGAAAUCUACCCACGAGAGCCGAGAGGAAACAGAGACAGCGACGCGAGACGUCGCUCGACCGCUGUCACGAUUCCGCGAUAAAAAACUCCCUCGUAGAGCGAGGGAUACCCGGAUCUCGAUCAAAGCCCCCUGGCUGUGUUUACUUACCCUAAAAAAAAAAAAAAAAAAAAAAAAUCGUAAUCGAUAGUGUUCAAACGAUCUCGUCUCUUCGGUCGACGUAUGCACAUUUCGAGGAUUCAUAGGAAGAAACGACACUGAUACGGUGAGAAGAGAGGGGUGGUGGUGGAUCGAGAAGAGACGAGGGUCAAUAUAUAGUUAUAGUCUAGCAGAUAUAUGGGGAGAAGAGGGAGGGAGAAGAGGAGGAAUCAUCCAGAUAUAUCCGCGUAGUACAAACGUAGGAAAGAAGAAGAAGAAGAAGAAGAAGAUAUUCAAAAUUACAAGCACACACACACACACUCGUCGUAUGUCAAUCGUAUCGAUACGUAUCGUAGCUAAGUAAAAGAAACUUCCAAUAAUAACCCUCGAUAUAAUAUCAACGAUAAUCCGUGUGAUCGAGAAGCAAUAAAAGGAUAGCGAAGAAAAAAAAUAAAAAGAGAGGAAAGAAUCUCUCGAAACUCGUAUUCGUAAGUAUAUUCGCGUAAGAGAAUCCCGCGUAUUUAUAUAUUUCGUUCGGCUGUGGUAUCGUAUAUCUCGCGUGUGUCUAUCGCGGGGGAAGAAAGAAGAGAAAGGGGGAAAAAAAGUCGUAUCGUGAAUCUCGAAGGGAGCUGCCCGAACGGGGGGGGAGUGCAUCGACAGGAUGGCGUUCGCCGCGGCGAGAAUGAUCCUGAAAGACAAGAGGCGGAAGACAAGCAAGGAGGAUUUCGGAGGACCAAGGAAUAGGAGCAAGGCCCGCAGCGCCAGUACAAGUAGCUUUAGAAGCCUGAGCCAGGCUCGCAACAAACCAGCAGAUGGAGUGGGCCACGUGAACCAAAAGGGCUCGACAGGUCAAAAAGCGCCGCUGACAGCCGGGCAGAAGGUGGCGCCCGGUGCGAAAGUUGCGGCGAAACCAGCUCAGAAACCCACUGCUCAGAAGGGGCAAGUAAAGGUUACGCCUAAGGCGGCUUCCGUCAAGACUGGGAAGAAUAAGAAGAAGGGGCAGAGGCAGCAGUACGACCUAAUCGUGACCAUCAAUUUGUCUGAAUAUGGACUCACGGAGGAUCAAGUGGCGGAGUUCAAGGAGGCGUUCAUGCUGUUCGACAAGGACGAGGACGGCACGAUCACGAUGGCGGAGCUCGGCGUGGUGAUGAGAUCUUUAGGGCAAAGGCCGUCCGAGACGGAAUUGCGAGAUAUGGUGAACGAGGUGGAUCAGGAUGGGAACGGUACCAUCGAGUUCAACGAGUUCUUGCAAAUGAUGUCGAAAAAGAUGAAGGGCGCCGACGGGGAGGACGAGUUGCGCGAGGCGUUCAGAGUGUUCGACAAGAACAAGGACGGGCUGAUCUCGUCGAAGGAGUUGCGACACGUGAUGACGAACCUUGGGGAGAAAUUGUCGGAGGAGGAGGUGGACGAUAUGAUCAAGGAGGCGGAUCUGGACGGCGAUGGAAUGGUGAAUUAUGAAGAAUUCGUGACAAUCCUGACGUCGAAGAAUUAGUUGAGUGGCCACGGGUCGAACUAGAAGCUAUAUCCAGCUGCCGGAAGUCUUCGUCGAAGAACAGAGAAACUCAAACCCGUCGUCGUCAAGUUCCUCCCCAAAUAUCGUAGCAAGAUGGGAACCCCUUCCCUCGAACCCCCACUUUGAUCGAGAAACACCGAUGAAGAAAGUAGCGAGCGAGAGAAUCAGAGAAAAUUGGAAAAGAAUCGAAGAAAAUAAAAAAACCGCUUGAAGAGGAUCGAUCGAUCGAUCGUUCGAUUUAUGGCGUAAGGGUAAGUGAUUAUCGAAAGACUGGUUAUCCUGGAGAUCGGUGUCUCGAGCGGUGGGGUGACGGGCGACAGGAUGCUAGGUUAAGCGGAGAGAAAAAGAGAAAGAAUAGGCGAGGGUGACUUCCGCAGUUGCACACGCAUACACGCAUACACACCUCGCUCCUUCGAAUUAAUUUUACAAUUGUAUAAGCUAGCGGAAACGACAUUAUACAUGUACGAAAACGAGUGAGGUGCUCGCUCCCGAAACAAUCAACUGAGCUUCGUUUUAGCGUUUAACCUACUACUACUCUAUACUCUCUAUUAAUGCUAUACAAUACGUCGUUAUUGAAUAUUGUUAGGAAUCGAUCCUUUGUCCAUCCUUUCGCCGAUCUCAUUUACACGAUAUUUCUGGCAUGACUCGUCUCGUCCCCUAAUCAAGCGGAUCGCAUCUCGUCGAUGAUGGCCUAAAAAUGUAAUAAUUGUCUCUGGGACGCGAGAUGGCGUGGAAUAGAGUACAAAAUAGAGCGAGAUCGCUCGUCACGUUGGAGGAGGUUGCGAGUUUAAGAUAUUCGCGAGAAUUGCGUGAAUUAAUGAUAAUUUUGAGAAGAAAAGAAGGAUCGAAAAGUGAUAUUUUCGAUGAUACAUUGGGAUGAUCCACGGUGAGACGAAGAAGAGGAAAGCUUGCCAUCACUUUUCACACUUUUAUCGAUCGGUAUUGUUCCUCCAAAUUUUUGUAGAUUCGCUUUUAAACGAAUCCUUCCCCUCCCCCCGUCCCUUCCCCUGGCUCGUUGUCGAGUCGAAUUUCGGGUAACAUUAAUUGUCAUUAACAUUUUAGCCGCGGGACUCGACGCGAGAUAGCUCUAAUAACUGAUCUGUCUUCAAAUCUAGAUGAAUGUCUAUCGUUGACAAGUAGGUUAGCUCUAUGAUACCGUGAUAUAUUCUCGCGGCGGAAUCGCGCAUUUAUAGAAUCGCAUGUUUAUCGCGGUUGCAGGAAAGCGAAAAAAGAAUCAAAGCAAACGUAGCGGAUCUUUUCCUUAAAUGUACCAAUCGUAGGAGUUUUUAGUUCGCCAAAAAUCUUUUGUACCGGAUAUCUUUCUUUUUUUUUUUUCCCUUUUCUCUCUCAGACGAAGAGCUGAAUAAAAUCUCGUGAGUCUGUAUCGCUCUUGUUGUUAGUCCCGAGUUUAGAUUCACGUCCACGUUCGAACAACAAACUCCUAUAUAUAUAUAUAUAUACCGAAACACCGUCCACCUAAGAAACCACCUCGGCAUUCGAUACACCCCUCCCCCACCACCCGUAAAGCCAAUUGUAUUACGUCGUGCACCUUUAGAUCCUUAAGAUAAGAAGCCACAGCCGUAGGCCGCGAUAGAGGAUAGUUAAUUAGCGCAAUUAGGAGGAAGUACGUACACGUAACAAAUGAUGCAUUAUACACAUAUACCUAUUAUAUAUACCUAUACAUGGUGUUACUACCAAAGGAUAAUUGAAGUAACGUUAUUAUUAUGGAUAUUCGUAUAUAUUUAGUAUAUACUUAUACAUACAUACAUACGUACAUAUUAUUAUAUAUACAUAUACACGUAUUGUUAGCUACGUACGUCGGUGGUAUAUACUGGCAUUGAUAUUUUUAUGGUUUUAAAAAAAUACAACAACAACAACAAGAACAAGAAGAAUAAAUAUUAGUGUCAGAAAGAGAGAGAGCGAGAGAGCGAGAGAGAAAAUGUGAGAAUGAAUGAGAGAGAGAGAGAGAGGGAAAAAAAUAGGAAUGAAAGGGAACGAGAGAAAGAAAUUAUUGGCCGGUUGGGUCGAAGCGUGUGUACAUAAAGAAAACAUUCAGAGAGGGAGUUACGGGAUAAAAAUAAUAAGAAAGAGCUCUUACGAACGCGUAUUAAAGGGGAUACAUUCGUUUUAUUCCUUGAAAAAAAUAAGUGUCGACGGAUGGUAUGCGAAUAAUUAUUAUUAUCGUUAUCGUUGGUCACACGAAGCGGUGAUUUCACGCAGAUACAUCGUAUACACGACAUACACAUAGAGAUAGACAAUAAUUGUGUUUUUUAGUUAAGUGAUACGCAUAUACAGUUACACAUUGUUACUAAACGUUCGAUCGGUGGGUAGGUAAGCUGAAAAAUUUGCCAGCAUCGCGAUUUCAAUUUCGAAUUGGAUCUUGGAAUUGCUUAUCUAAUCGCGCGAUCGUUCUUUAUGAAUGCCUCACGCCCCUGGCUUACGGUGAAAAAUUUGAAAUUGGAAAAAUUAAAGAAGAUUUUCAUUUCUCUUAUUUCCUUUUUUCAUAGUGGAAUUUUGGGAUAUCGGGAUUAUCUGAUACGACUCUCUCAUCUUCGAUUUCUUGUAUGAAAUAUUAAAAGAAAAAAAUCUUGCAUUACAAAUCAAAUAUAUUAUAUUCGCGACCGUCCGACAUCGGCGUGACGCAAAGGUACGCACAACGUAAUUCAAAAAACCGCGAGCUGUGCAAGACGGAUACGAGAGAGAGAGAGAAAAAAAAGAAGAAAAGCUAUCAAACACGCAAAGAUAAAAAAAAAGACGAGACGCUUCGACAGUUGAAAACAUAAAAAGAGCUCGAUAAGUCGACACAAAAAAAUAGUAAUGUAUAACGUCCCGAAGACAAUAUCUUUAACGAUUUUAUUAAAGGAAGAUUAUUCGAGAUUUACCUCGAGAGGAAGGCCUACGUUUUGCCACACGUGUGCACGAAAAUGAUAGAUUGUAGAAAGAUUGAUGUCGAGGAGAAAAAGAGCGAGAGCGAAAGCGAGAGGACGGAGGGAAAAGAAAUAACAAACAGAGGAACGAGAAGUUUUUACGAUGCAGGAAAAUUACUGAGAAAGGUGCUGUUUAAGUUUCGAACACCUUCGAGUUUCAUUUUUAAAUUGUAUCCAUUUGCUUUUGUCUUGUCUAAAUUACAUGCACAUAGUUUCUUAUAUACAUACAUAUUUACUUUGCAACGCUCACUUGUUUCCACUUGAAAUUUUUUUCUGUGCGUGUGUACAUAUAUAUAUAUAUACACACAUACACACACGAUCGUUUUUAAUUUACUUGAAAGAUCGCGACGAAAAAAACGGGCCGGUUCAUUUUGGAUUUACGUGACAUGCACGAAAAAUUUCACCACUGCACCCCAUGAAUUUUUUAUUUAUAUCACUUUCCCUCCCAAUGGAAAACUUAUCAAUAAGAGUAAAUCGACAAAAUGGUGAACACAAGAAGUACAAGAAAAAUCGUCAAUAUCUGUAUAGUAUAUCUCUAUCCCUGUCCAAUUAUCGUCGCUGAAUCACGGACCUCGAUGAGCCUCGUUAAAAAUCCAUCGUUCGGCCAAACGCAAAGGGGGAUCUCUUGCAAAUUUUUUCCAUCGGGAAUACUUUCAUUUCGACGUUAAAACGCACAUCUGUCAACGCGCGCUUUUAAUAGGUACCUUUAACGCGGAUCAUUAGCGAUCGAACGCGAGGUCUCUGAUUCCUCGCGCCAUCAUUUUCCAUGAAAUCAAUUGCCUACUUACUCCCGCUAUAUACAUACAUAUAUAUAUAUCCCCCUAGAAAGAAAAUUUCCUAUUUUUGUCUCCCGGAAGAUGUAUUAAUUCUGCGAGUAAUCCGAUGGAAAAAAAGAAGAAGAAGAAAAAAAGAAAAAUUCGAUCGAAACCUCAGAUUGCAGACAACCCUCUGCAACCCUGUUAAAACACUCCUUUCUUUGCGGGAAUAGCGGCAAGAAUAUCCUGUAGAAUAUUAUACGGCUCUGUUAAACCGCGUUGUUUAAACCAACCCUUGUUCAACCCUGAAACGAAAAGUAUUUUUGUAGAAAUACUCUUCGCGCCAGAUUUUAUCGAGAUGCAUACAUUAUUAUAUUGUAUUCUAUAUAUUAUAUUACAUUUACGUCAACGUGUACGUGCGUGUACAUAUUAUAUAUCAUAUUGUAUCAUCCUAUUCUGCUGGCAGAUUUCAUUAUAGUUAUUAUAUCGAAUGAAGAAAAAAAAAAACGAGACGAAAAAACGUUUGAAUUCGUCGCAUAUGAUAUGGCGUUAAAUUGAUCAUACAUAUAUAUAUAUAUAUAUACGCGUAUAUAAACGUCCUUAAAAAAGAAAAAAAAAGAAAAAAAAAAGAGGAAUACCUAUGCAAAAGUCUUCCUUUUAAAUCUGCACUGUAAAAUCGAAGUUCGAACACAACAACAGUUCUAGGAUUUAGUUAUAAAAAGAGUUGAUUUCGCGAGUGUACAUUACUUUCAAUUGAAUUUAUUAAAUCUUUUUCGGAUAGAGAGUUGCUCAAGCUAAUAUUUUGCGAAUUUUUUCAACGAUCGAAAUUAGUCGAAACGCCUAAUUAGUCGCUGUUAAUCUGUAGAUCAGACUUGCGACGCUCAAAGACUAACUUAAUGAUUAAUCAAAUAAUUAAUCGUAUUACUUUGUUUUAGAUCCUUUCGAGAAAUUGUAUUGUCGGGGGUUUAUUUCUCAGUUUCCUUUUCAAAUUCUUCUUUAUGGUACUAAAGAACUUCGAGAGAGAUAACUCCAUAAAUAAAGCGAGAUAGAUACGCUUGCAUAUUAUAUGCAUACUCAUCAUAAUUAUCAAUUGAUAAACUCUUUCGUCCGUGUUUCGAUUACCAAUUGAACAGUUUCACUUGUAUUGGAAAGAGACGAGCUGCGAACGAGGAACCAACUCGAUGACCAUGAUACUCUUGUAGACGAUUCAGCCAAACAUCUUCUUGCUUUUAUUUAUAAAAAAAAAUUUCAAAUUUGCAUUUGAAUGAAUUCGUCAGUUCAUAUCGUCAGUUGAUCCCGUUUAAACUUUGAUAUUACGAUUUUUAUGAAUAUUUGCAAUGCCAAUAAUCAAACUUGAGGAACUCGAGCGUGCUUUUGAGUAAAGCGAACGAGAUCUCAACAAGGAUUCGCGUCAAAUGGAUGAUCAUGGAUCGUAUAUAAUAAAAAAGAAAACAGGGGAAACGAAAAUUAUUUGAUAUCAGGACGAAUUGAAGAUGAUGAUUCGAAGGUAAUCGAAUAAAAAAUAUAUAUUGUUAGAGGGAGAGAGAAAGAGGAACCUCGUUAACUUAGGUAUAUAAUAAUUGUAAAAUCGUUAAAUAAAUGUUGCAUUAAUCGCCUCGUCUUGACGAAACAAUACAAGUGAAUCACUCUGAAAGAUUCAGACUUUUUUUGUUCGACAACGAGACGGGUUCUCGGAUCGAUUGUAUAAUCGAGUAUUAUCUAUGUUUCUCAUCCGUUGGCUGACGUGAAAAAAAGUAACAAGUACCUGCGCUUUAUGACGAGAUCACGAGUGAUUCUCAAGAAACGAGAAGGAGAAAAUUGAUCGUAUUGAAUCGUCCACCAAUGAUUAUUAUUAUUAAGAAGAGGAAGAAAAAUCGAAGCGAAAGAUUGCAUCGUUGAAGAUUCGUGGGAGAAAAAUUUGAAAAUGCACGAUCGAGAUUACGCUUUUUUUUUUUUACGUGCGUGCCAUCGUUUAAAGAGUACAUAAAAAUGGCCAAUACGAGAAUUAUUAUGUAUCAGAGUUCCGAAUGAUAAUCAUCGCGAAUUUUUUGAUCUGUCGUGUGAUUUAUGUUUGUACGCGUACGAUGCGUAACGUAAUGACAUCUUCGCGCGUUGAUCCGAGGCAUCUAAAGAAAAAAAUUCUUAUCCCUGUUUCAUUUAAUAUCGAAGAUUUGGGAAAAAAAAAGAAAGAAAAGAAUGAAAAUUCGAAACAAUUUCUUUAGAUGUCCGGAUAUACAUAUACAUAUACGCAUUGCAAUUCUUCCCUCGUAUAAUUUACGCUAUUGUAUCGCGCGCAUGCGUUUUCUUUUCAUUUCGCUUGACGUAAAAGCGAGUUUUUAAGUUAUAGUUAUCAUUGCAGCUAGGCAAAUACAUUAUAUCGUUGAGAAAUGCAAUCCAAAUACAAAAUGAUGGUCAAGAAUAAUAUUAUUGUAAUAAGGAAACGUCUUUCAUUACUUUAUUAAAUGAUCGCGAGUACAAGUUAUAGUUAAAAAUAUACAUAUGUGUGUGUAUAUCCAAUUAUAAAGCAAAUUGAUGGGAGACCCUUUCUUGGUUCUUCGUGGGGUGCAAAAAUGACCAGUAGUAGAGGGAUGUGUGUAAUGGUUAAGGUUGUGGAGGCGAGGAUAAGGUGUGAGUAAGCAAGGGGUGAAGAAUUAUUCUUCGAGGUGUAUUAAAGGAGGGGGGGAAAAUAAAAAGAAAAAAAAAAAAAAACUAUAUAGCGUAAAAAAACUAAGUCAAGCAGAGAUAUCGCAUUGUGAAUGAGAAUAUUUAUAUUUUUACUUGAGAAAAUGUUAUAAAUAAAACGUUUGUAACGUUGUAUAAUUCCCAAUUCCCGAUAAGGAAUGUUUAUAACGUUAUUUUUCUAGAUCUAUAUAACUAAAUACUUGCUACUUGUGUUAUGACGAAACGUGCUUUAACAAAGCGUCAGGCAAGCGAGAUUGUAUUCGUAGAUGCAAUACGUAUUACAUUUAUCCAUUUGUACACGUAUUGCGUUUACUUUAAUUAUUUCACUAUCUUUCUAUCCCUCUAUAAGUAACGUGUAUAUCUGAUUACAGGUGUAAUAGCAAUUCGACGAGUUACAAAUUUUGUCGCGGGCGCUCAUCUGCACGUAAAAUAUAAUUCGAUGUGUUUCUCGCGGUGUUCGUUGCAAUUUUUAUUGCUGUAAAUUCAAAUAUUAUUUAUGUUUAAGUUUAAGAGAUAUCUCUAUCUGUACGAUUAAUUGAAACGUUUGUGAUCAUUUAUUACUAAAACAUAAUAUUUUUACAGGAGAACGUUAACUUCCCUUGUUCUCUUUCGAGUCAAACUCGGUGAUUAAUUUCCUUCUCGCUUAAAAGAAAAAAAAAAGAAAAAUUGAUCGAUCGAAAUUAUAUUUAAAAAAUAAUAAUAAUAAAAUUGGCUAAUAAAUCGAUACGUAUAACAAGAAAAAAACAACGUGUAAAACACGAUAUAUGAAAAACAAACUCUUUUCUUUCGCUGUAUACCUUUUUGCUUUUUCGUUUGAAAGCGAUUGAUAGAACAGAGUGGAAAGACGAGAACACUGUUAGUUAUUAACGAUAAAAUUUUAUUAUGCAUCUUUUAACAUUUCUAUUGAUCUACUGUGACGAUUUAUUAAAAAUGUUCCUUUAUAUCUUCGUGGAAGAUAUUUUGUUCUCUAACUGCGGUACCUGCGAUUGAUGGUUCUUAAUCAGAUUUGCUCCACUCACGUUUCGUCGUAAAGUGGAAAAAAAAAACGGAAGUGCUGGAAAUUGUGGCGAGAGUGCAGUAUGUAUGGUGUUAGCUGUAUGAAAUCAUGUUACGUGUAUUGUUAUGUACUGUAAGAUUAGAAUACAUCAUAAAAUGGUGAUGGCGUGUACUGCUGGAAUGUAAUACAUGUAUCGAGUUAUCCCUAAAUACAGCCAUUUUAUAAUGGA
Messenger RNA from Apis mellifera (honey bee), 9544 nucleotides. Its product is annotated as neo-calmodulin. Bases 1103 to 1933 code for a protein of 276 amino acids. Gene Ontology annotation, molecular function: enzyme regulator activity; calcium ion binding. Lineage: Eukaryota; Metazoa; Arthropoda; Insecta; Hymenoptera; Apidae. Gene Ontology annotation, cellular component: myosin II complex. The record is from RefSeq and is a predicted model, not a curated record. The transcript is spliced from 9 exons.